GGAGGGGAGAUGGGGCACCGAACAACGGGACUCAUCGUUAUUGGACAAUACGAAAUCACUUGACGUUUGGAUCGGACGUCGUGGGCAACGCGCGAGCAACGCAGUAGCCAGCGGUGGCCCGAGGUAACUUUCUCCGACACGACCGAGCGAGUGUCCGUUGCUCCUCGUCAUCGCGGCCAGGGGAAUCGACGUCACGUUAUUCCACCUCGUUGCACGUUGCAAAAUGACCGUCCGGUGUGCCGUCGGCUGUUCUCCGAGCGUAGAUUGAGCCACGUCUGAGCCAGGCGGAGCCGCAAUGGAUAGCGUGACAGGAAUAAUUUAUGCAAUAUGUCGGGGGCUGGUGGACAGCUUAAAGGGCACCGUUGUUCUUUUCUACAUGGAUAAGCAGAUUAAUGAGAAAUUAGUCGGUAGAUCUCCUAGCCGAUCAGAACUCAGGAAGAGAGAUUCCGUUCUGCCGAGCCCCUCCAAGCAUAAACAACGGGAAUCCAUGGUGUUGAUGAGAACCUUACAGUGUUGCGCGUUGAAUGGCGGGGUAUUCUGGGCUAGUAUACUGAUAUUCGACUUUGGACUUUUGCCAUUUGUCAAGUACUUACUGACCAUUAUAUUCGGCCACUCUCCUGGCAUGGGCCUCGUUGUAUGGUCGUGGAUUCAGCCGUUUCUAUCACUCACGUUUGGUACAAUAUGGGUGCUACCGUUGUUCUUACUCAGCAGAAUAGUGAACAGUUUGUGGUUUCAGGACAUAGCAAACAGCGCUUACAGAUACAGACAGGGGAGACCAAUGCUUCUAUCGAGCGUAAGCAAAUUGAUAGCCGACACGCUUUUUAGCGUAUUAGUGCAAGCGUUGUUCUUAGGACAAGGAGUGCUGGUGUCUAAAGUUCCACUACCGCCGUUAGGGGACAUUCUUGCCCUUGUCCAUAUGUGCCUUUUAUAUGCUCUCUACGCCUUUGAAUACAAGUGGUUCAACAUGGGUUGGGAGCUGCAUAGACGACUGACUUUUAUCGAAGGCAAUUGGCCAUACUUUUUAGGCUUUGGUAUGCCAUUAGCAGUACUUACCCAACUGCCCAAUUCGUACUUUGUAAGUGGCUGUGUUUUUUCCAUUUUGUUUCCACUGUUUAUUGUAAGUGGAAACGAAGCAGAGCCUGUAACUGGAGUAUGUGAUUGCCAGCUGAAAUUAUUUUCGCCAGUAAUCGCAAUUGCAAAUACAUUAUUUAAUAAGACCAUCGGACGAGUCAAUAAGCGAUGAUAGUAAAAACAAAAAGAAAGAGUGAAUGCCUAAUUUCAACCAUUUGCAUAUUACAAUACAGGACACAAUGUUCAAGAGGAAUGCAAAAGUAUACUUGUGUUUUUGACAUUAAACAAGUUUCUAAAAUAAAACUACAUAUAUUUCAAAUUUCCUUUUUUUUCGGUCUUCAUGGAAAGAAUAUCUGACCAUUGUUUUUAAUUGGAGUGUAGGACCAAUCAGUACAAAUAUUUAUUUAUGCAUAUACGUAUAAUAAUGCACAUACACAGUCCGACAAUUUUCCACCCAGACUUUAAAUCUCUCGCCUAAACGCGUGGCGCUAUUUGUCGGCAUUAUAUGUAUAUCAUUAGAAAGGUGGGAAUUGUUUUCUACACGGGAAUGUCUUCUAUACGUUAAACGAAGUUUAAACGCUUUUACAUAGCUUUUACAUAGCUGUGCCAUGUAAGAUGGCUGAAUUAUGACAUUUCACGUGACAGCCCAGAAAAUAUUGUGUCGGAAAAUUAUAAUGAAACAGCGCAGUGUCAUAAAAUAAUUAACUUUGCUGCAAACAACCCGAACUUGACAAAAUCUAUAAUAACUGAAGACACGAGACAUGGUGCUUUCAAUAUAAUCCCGAAACAAAGCGCCAAAGUGCCACCUAAAAGUCACCCGGCGAACUGAAAAUUAAAAAAAACACGUCAAA
This is a messenger RNA of Vollenhovia emeryi, 1922 nucleotides long. RefSeq names its product etoposide-induced protein 2.4 homolog (gene tank). NCBI's taxonomy places the organism in Eukaryota, Metazoa, Arthropoda, Insecta, Hymenoptera, Formicidae. Gene Ontology annotation, biological process: macroautophagy. Gene Ontology annotation, cellular component: endoplasmic reticulum. The coding region runs from base 296 to 1243 and encodes 315 amino acids. The transcript is spliced from 7 exons. The record is from RefSeq and is a predicted model, not a curated record.